AUGGCUAAAGAUAAGCCGCUUGAGGUUCUAAACAAGCUAGACUUAGCAAAAACUCAACUAUACCACUUCAAAGCGGUGAUAAUUUCCGGCAUGGGUUUUUUCACCGAUGCCUACGAUCUUUUCUGCAUCUCUCUGGUCACCAAGCUCCUUGGCCGGAUAUAUUACCAUGUUGAUGGCUCGCCAAAGCCUGGAACUUUGCCGCCUAACGUAGCUGCUGCUGUUAAUGGGGUUGCCCUUUGCGGAACCCUAGCUGGACAACUUUUCUUCGGAUGGCUUGGAGACAAGCUAGGAAGGAAACGAGUUUAUGGCAUAACCCUGAUGCUUAUGAUGAUCUGUUCUGUUGCCUCGGGCCUUUCUUUUGGUAGAUCUCCUAAGACUGUGAUGGGAACCCUGUGUUUUUUCAGGUUUUGGCUUGGUUUUGGUAUUGGUGGGGACUAUCCGUUGUCUGCUACAAUAAUGGCUGAGUAUUCUAACAAGAAAACUCGCGGGGCUUUUAUUGCAGCAGUUUUUGCAAUGCAAGGGUUUGGGAUUCUUGCUGGGGGAUCUGUGGCUAUAGUUGUCACAUCAAUCUUCCGGGCAAUUUACAAAUCUCCAGCUUAUGCAGUGGAUCCGCUUGGUUCAACAGUGCCACAAGCUGACUAUGUAUGGAGGAUUAUUCUCAUGUUUGGCGCUUUGCCAGGUGCUUUGACAUAUUAUUGGCGGAUGAAGUUGCCAGAGACACCUCGUUACACUGCUUUAGUUGCCCAAGAUGAAGAGAAAGCUCUUGGAGAUAUAUCAAAGGUUCUGAACGUAGAAGUACAGGCAGAGAAGGAGACAGCUGAGCAAAAGGUUAUUCAGAAAGGAAACUCUUUCGGGUUAUUUUCGAAAGAAUUUCUUCAUCGACAUGGAUUGCACUUGUUGGGGACAGCGAGCACUUGGUUUUUGUUAGAUAUUGCUUACUAUAGCCAGAAUCUGUUUCAAAAGGAUAUUUUUAGUGCUGUAGGUUGGCUUCCAGCAGCAAAAACCAUGAGCGCACUGGACGAGCUGUACAAGAUUGCUAGAGCUCAAACACUGAUUGCACUCUGCGGCACAGUUCCUGGAUAUUGGUUGACAGUGCUCCUAAUUGAUUACAUUGGCCGUUUCACAAUUCAAUUGAUUGGAUUUUUCUUCAUGACUGUCUUCAUGUUUGCACUGGCCAUUCCUUAUCAUCACUGGACUCUGAAAGAAAACAACGUUGGUUUUGUUGUAAUGUACGGACUCACAUUCUUUUUUGCCAAUUUUGGGCCCAAUAGUACCGCUUUUGUAGUGCCAGCAGAGAUCUUUCCGGCCAGGUUCCGGUCCACUUGCCAUGGUAUUUCUGCUGCUGCAGGGAAGGCUGGUGCCAUGGUUGGGGCUUUUGGCUUCUUGUAUGCAUCACAGAAUCAGGACAAGUCUAAGGCUGAUCCAGGCUUUCCGGCUGGAAUUGGAAUGAGAAAUUCUCUCAUGGUGCUAGGCGUGAUUAAUGUUUUUGGAUUGUUUUUAACAUUCUUAGUGCCAGAGCCGAAGGGAAGAUCGUUAGAGGAGAUUUCAGGGGAGAAUGAAGAAGGUAAUCAAGAACAAUCCAGGACUGGAGCUCAAACUGUCUAG
Molecule: messenger RNA, 1605 nt
Organism: Theobroma umbraticum
Lineage: Eukaryota; Viridiplantae; Streptophyta; Magnoliopsida; Malvales; Malvaceae
Source: RefSeq, a predicted model, not a curated record